This is a messenger RNA of Mangifera indica (mango), 969 nucleotides long. RefSeq lists its product as uncharacterized. The record is from RefSeq and is a predicted model, not a curated record. Bases 175 to 570 code for a protein of 131 amino acids. Lineage: Eukaryota; Viridiplantae; Streptophyta; Magnoliopsida; Sapindales; Anacardiaceae. The transcript is spliced from 6 exons.
AAAAAUCCAAUAAAAUUCCCGCUCAUUCCAGAAUUCGAAAAAUUUCAAAUUAAAACUUCAAGCACCAUCUACACAACUUUCUCUCACAACCAGACUCGAAAAAGCUAAUCACACAACUGAAAGAAUUGUAUGCACUGAUGUUAUCAGUGGCAGUCUUCUCCAAUCGUUAGCAAAAUGGAGACGGAAGUUAAGAGGAAACGCGUGAAAACAACCAUGGAAGAGAAGGAACUGGAGGGAGGAGGUGAAUCAGGUUUGGAGAUUGUAGAGAACGAAGAAACUGAGACAAAUGUCGUGGGAUCUGAAGAGAUGGAACUCAAUAUCAGUAAAAUUCUUGAAAAGAUUGACCGCUUCACUGAGAUGGUAUCUGAGGUACUGGAAUCAGGGAAGACAAUGUUCAAGGAACUCAGUAAUGAUUUUGAAGAGAAAAUGAUUAUGAUACAUAAGGAGCAAAUGGAGAGAUGGCAAGAGGAGAUCAAAGAAUUGCGGUUGCUUGAUGCCUCAAAUGAGGAGGCCAGUGCAAUCCUGCAUAAUGCUCGUUUUCUACUUCGGAACCCUCACUCUGAUUCUUAAAGGGCCUGCCGUUACAAUGUUGGAUGUCUCAAGCGUAAAAAGGAAGAUUGACAUUUUGUUGAUACACAGCUGACAGGAAAGAACUUACGAGCGACUUAACUAACCCAGAGAUAAAGAGUGAAAGAACUCGAAUUAAUUUUGUAAGCAGAAAUUAGACAAAAAGACGUAGGUUUUGAUGGUACCUUUUGCAAAAAUUACAUGAUCGAUAUAGUGUAAACAGAUACUUUAAGGCUAAUUUAGGCCGAACAACCAUCAACUUCCAAAGAAUGUGUGUUUUUGUUGGCACACUGAACCUCAAUGCAGGAACCUUGUCUUCAAUACUCCAUCUCUCCAUCUGUACCACUGCAUGAUUUGCAGGUUGUUUUCUUUUUCCUUAAAUCUCAAUAAGUUCCAAGGAUC